AUGUCUGCUAGUGUCUCUGAUUCUCAGAUAAACAAUCUCUUUCAAAAAACGAAUGAACUGGAUCAAGAUCUACGGUUUAUGGCUCUAAGCGAUCUAUACAAGAUUAUCUCAGAAACUCCGUCGGUUUUCACGAAUUCUCCACGUUUAUCUAGCCAGUUGAUCACGGUGUUAAUUAAGGCUCUGAAAGAUGUUCAGUCAGAGAUCAAGAACCAGGCUGUCAAAUGUUUUAAACCACUAAUGCCAACCUUGAGUAGCGAGAAUGCCAUUCAAUUGGUUUUGAGUUUGGAUGUUAAACCGAAAAAGACCACUAUCACGUCCACCGUUUACACCAUGGCAAUGCACAACGUUUUAGAAAACUUGGUUGUUGAUCAGAAGACUGCGCAUACAAUUGUUUCCAAAUUGCUUCCUGGGUACCUGAAUUACAAAGAAGUUAUCUCAAAGAUUGACUAUAUUGAAAUCAUCUCUGAUUUAAUCAGAUAUUUAGGAAUUGCCAUGGACGAUUCAGAGAAAGAUAAGACUUGGCGAUUGUUGAUUGACGUUUGUUUCCAAAAUGACACAUUAAUUGCCAGGAAGGCAGUGGUAGCUCUGUGUUCCUUAAUUAAGGUGCUGAACACUAGUCAAGUCGAACAGGUAUUAGAGGGAAUUGAGGAGGCAUUCCAAUCUCAGAAUUCGAAAUCAACUUCAUAUGCAGAUUUGCCCUCUCAAUCCACUAGACUUGCGCUAUUAUCUGGUUUUUUCAAAGUUGAUUCCUUGAAAUUGCACCCAUUCAUCAAUCGAAUCGUAGAGGUUAUCAUCUCGGAGCUACAAAUAGAUAAGUUGAGCAAAGUUGAUGACGAUUAUGACAAGCAGAUUUCUACGGAUCAAGUUCGAUCAGAGGCAUUAGUUGCUCUUUCAGUCGUUGUUUCCAAUACUACAUAUGAACAAAUCAGUCUUCACAUCUCUGAAAUUAUCAAUUAUUGCCGUUUAUUUUUAUCAUACAACCCAUUGGCUAUUGAGGAUGAUGAUGAUUACCAAAUGGACAAUGACGUUGAUGCUGAUGAUUAUGCUGACUUUUCAGAUGAUGAUGAAGAAUUAAAUCAAUCUGACGAUGAUACCGAUGAUAUUUCUUGGAAAUUGAGAAGGGAUUCGGCUAGACUAAUAAGAACCAUCUUAAAACAUCAACCUUCAACUCUUUUGACGAUUUACCAAGUUGUAUUUGAUUCCCUUAUAAAUCAGCUGGAUGACUCUAUUGAUUCCGUUGUUGAUGAAUGUUUGAUUACUUUAACAACAAUUAUUGAGUUCACUUCGUUGGACAGUCAAUAUUACAACAUUGACAACUACCGGCCAACUGAUUCUGACUCUCAGGAAGCUGAAUCCCCACUCCUGCUGUUAACGAAAGCACUUCCAAAAUUGAGUGAUAGAAUUAGUGCCAUUCUAACUCCGAAGCAUAGGUCGGAAACCAACUUGUUCUUGAAAUUUUUCAGCUCUUUGUUUGAUGUCACUGAUGGAUUGGGGGCUCAGGUAGGUCCAAUUCUUGGCAAACUUGAAGUGCUAACCGAUUUGAAUAAUACAAUUAACCUUGACUUGCUGAACUUUUACGCAUCUCUUUUAAAGAAUAACAGGUUGACUGAUUUUGAAGAUUACUUACCAAAGAUUUUGACUAAUAUCCAGUUUGCAAUUUCGAGUCAUGAUUCCACUUUGGAGGGCCUGAACGCCUUCGAUGCAUUUUUACAGGCAUAUGUCCAAGUGACUCCUAGUAAUGUAUCUUUGGAGGAGUUAGAAGAACUUAUUUGCUCCAAGGCAUUGACUAAGAAUCUGUCUAGUGAAAUCCGCCAACGUUCUUUGAUGGUCUUGACCAAUUACAUUGUCAUAGUUAAAGUAUCUGAGGAUCAUUUUUUAAAAAUUGUGAAAGUCUACUCGGAAUGCUUACAUUUUGAAUCCUUGUCGAUGUGCUGUAUCUUUAAUAUUGGGAAGGCAGUUGAACAAUCAUAUGCCAACGACUCCUUUUCUCCCAUCUUGGGUCAACAACUAGCAGAACCAGUUUUGAACUUAAUCACACGAAGUGAAUUUAGGUCUGCAGUUUUGACCACACUGCUGCAGUUUUCAAAAAGUAAAACAAUUGAGCUCUCUCAGGAUACAAAGCUGAAUAUAAUCAACAGUCUGAGAAGAGUCAGCAAAACUGAAUACAGCAACUUCUCCAAGAAGCAGCACGCCAACUUGGUAGAUAUCAUCACGCAUUUGCUUGAAAACACUGAUAUUGAUUCCGAUAUCGCACAAACCCUUUCGGAAAUCAUUAUUCAAUAUUCUGAUUCCGACCUCAUUGACCCAGUGUUAAUUGUGAGAUUAACAAAAGAUACAACCGAGAAAAUAUUCAAUACCCGGGAGUUUUUCCAGCAUCUCAAUUCGAAGGUUGGGAAGGAGAGUAAACAUGGAGCUAGAAUAAUUGCCACAGUGUCUUGCUAUAUUUCUGAUGAUGACUCAUUGAUUAACCAAAACUUGGAAAAUUUGAACUCACAGUUAGAUUUACUAUAUUCUGUUCAGUUCCUUACCCAAAUUAUUCGCAACAGAGGUCAAAAGUUCAAGGUUCCCCUUGAGGUUUUCUUGCAACAACUUGACAAUGAAGAUGUGGCAAUCAGACAAAGUGCAACUGAAGCUUUGGGAGUUUUGGUGAAGUACCACAUAAAUGAAUAUUUGCCAGUCGUGUUGGAGCAACUGCUGAAGGUAGAUUCAAAACUCAGGCCUCUCUAUCUUGAAUCUUUGGUAAUUGUUUCAGAAUCUGUUGACAAAAAGCAUGCUAAUGACAUUUGGGAUACUGUAUUCCAGUUACUUGCCAAUAUUGAGGAUGACUCCGAGUUUGAAGAGAAUACCUGCACCAUAGCCUCAAAGGUACUGUUCAACAUUGGUCACACAUAUCAUGAAAGAUUGAUGACUCUGGCCGACAAACUGGCAAUGAGUGAACUUAUUCAUACCAAGUACACUACAGCAACUUUGAUAAAGCAAUUUUACAGUGAUGAAUUAUUGAUCAAGAUCCAUUCGGGGUUAUUCCGAGACUUGCUUGGCCGCUGUUCGUUAAUGGUGUUCAAUAACAACUUGCAUUUGAAACAGAUAUCCGUGAAUCUUCUGGUUUCUGCAUUACAUAGUGCCCCAUUCAUAGCAUUACAAAUUGUUGCAAAGGUUUUGGGGAACAUAAUCGACAAGGAAUUAUUACCCAAGAGGGAAUACAUCAAGGUAAUUCAAAUUGGACCAUUCAAGCAUAAAAUUGACAAUGGACUGGAACUACGAAAGUCUGUGUACGAAAUGAUCUACAACCUGUUACUGUCUGUUGAACAUAGCAACCGAUUUGUUUCUGUUGAGUACAUAAUUAAUUAUGAGGACAUCAUGAUGAGUUUGAUCAACAAAGGAUUCAGGGAUGAUAAUGCUAUUGUUCUACUCAGCAGCAUCAUCUUAUCAAAGCUUGUUACCAUCAAACCUGGGUUGUUGUCGACGGGAGAUAUUUUGUCCUCGCUCAUUGCUUCUUUCAACAAAAUACUAUCCAAACAGCUAAAAGAGACGGCGACUAAACAACAAGUGGAGAACCAGCAAGAAGCUAUUAAGGCAGUUAUUCGAAGUUCGAAGAAGAUUGAUCGGGAUAUUGUUAGCAAUAGGAGUUUCCACAACGAAACUGGCCUUAAUACGGUUCAGCUCUCUGAUUGGCAAAACUAUAUAAAGGAGAUGAAGACCAAUUUCCCUUCCUACUAUGCAGAGGUUUACGAAUAG
Molecule: messenger RNA, 3735 nt
Organism: Komagataella phaffii GS115
Lineage: Eukaryota; Fungi; Ascomycota; Pichiomycetes; Pichiales; Pichiaceae
Exons: 1
Coding region: 1-3735 (1244 amino acids)
Biological process (GO): protein ubiquitination; SCF complex assembly
Cellular component (GO): nucleus
Source: RefSeq, a predicted model, not a curated record